AAUCCCGUAUAAGCUCGUACGAAGACUAGAGUGCAGUGAUUACAAAAAGUUUUUAAUUUUUGAUCAUGGCUUUGACUAUUACAAAUGAUGCAACCAACGGUACUGUCUCAGACUCGGAAGGAAAUUURGAAUGGAGCAUAAAGUUAGGGAUCAAURUUCUCAUCGCCUUCGUGUCAAUCACUGGCAAUGUACUUGUUCUUCUUCUAUUAAAUCGCACCAAGRCUAAAGGCAAAACUCCUUUUGAUUACUUUGUGGGAAAUUUAAGUAUUGCUGACUUGAUAUUUGAGAUAGGGUUUCUAACUGCUGCUUAUGUUAAGAGUGAAUCGUUACUGUUUUGCAAGACAAUUUAUCCAAUACAGUCAAUUUGUCUUGUUGUAAGUAUGUACACCGUGGUAGCCAUUGCCAUCUUUAGAUAUAAAACUACAACAAAACCACUUCACUUUCGGCCAGGAAAAAACACGAUUUAUGGAACCAUUGUAACGAUUUGGCUAUUAUCCCAUGUUAUAUUUAUUCCACUGUAUCUGGUGAUAAAGCACGGGCGAAAAGGCGAAAAUUGUCGAGAGGACUGGCCCUCACAGAUGCAAAUUAUGAACAAAGUCUACACACUGGUUCUUGUCGCCACACAGUAUCUAUUUCCAUUGUCUGUGAUCAGUUUUUGCUACCUUAAGAUUGUCUUUCAUCUCAGAAAACAUACUUUUCCGAAUGACUGCAGCGCCAACCAACUACAGUUCGUCAGAAGACGCAAGCAGACAAUAGAAGUCAUUCGUAUAACUGUAAUAAUUCUCGUGUUGUACACCAUUACGACUUUACCACUACAAAUMGCUUGGCUGUGUGACACUGUAUUCCAAGAAAAAUCUCUUGGUCAAGUUGUAUUUUUAUUUUCAGACCAACUCGUGCAGCUUCACUGCUGUUGUAACCCAGUUGUUUACGGUGUUGUUUCUAAAAAGUUCCGUUCAAAGAUAACAAAUUACAUCUGUGAGAUUUCAUGUUGCUGGAGGAGAAAGAGAUAUACUCCAUGAAGAAAACCAAGCGUCAAUUUGAUAGAGAAAGAGUAGAGAUGCCAGAAUUCACAAUUUUAUCGA
Messenger RNA from Exaiptasia diaphana, 1082 nucleotides. Its product is annotated as neuropeptide Y receptor type 6-like. Gene Ontology annotation, cellular component: membrane. Gene Ontology annotation, molecular function: peptide binding; G protein-coupled receptor activity. The coding region runs from base 66 to 1019 and encodes 317 amino acids. The transcript has a single exon. Lineage: Eukaryota; Metazoa; Cnidaria; Anthozoa; Actiniaria; Aiptasiidae. The record is from RefSeq and is a predicted model, not a curated record. Gene Ontology annotation, biological process: G protein-coupled receptor signaling pathway.